Molecule: messenger RNA, 1269 nt
Organism: Dermochelys coriacea (leatherback sea turtle)
Lineage: Eukaryota; Metazoa; Chordata; Testudines; Dermochelyidae
Product: carbonic anhydrase 4-like
Exons: 9
Coding region: 292-1251 (319 amino acids)
Cellular component (GO): plasma membrane
Molecular function (GO): zinc ion binding; carbonate dehydratase activity
Source: RefSeq, a predicted model, not a curated record
GUGUCCACGGCCUCCGAGGCUGGUGCCCCUUUCUCCUCUUUCUCACCGUCCCCCUCUUUCCUUCCCACUCUCUGUUUUUCUCUCUCCCUCCCGUCCCAACCUCGCUCUGUCCCUGCCCCACCCCGUGGAUGUAACUCAUCCCUUCCCUGUAAUUCCACCCCCGGCUGGCUAGGCUGGGCUAGGCGGUGAACCCAUGUAUAUAAGGAGCUGCAAGUCGUCCUUCACCCCUGCAGUGUGAUCUUCCCCCACCAGGCACAGAGCAGGUUGCUGUCAGCAGGUGACAUCGGAGACAUGAAUCCCGCCUGGGUCCAGCACCUCAUUCUUCUGGGGACACUGCUGGGAGCUGGCUACACCAGUACCAAUACAACAGGUUCCUGGUGCUACAAAGACCCAAAAUGCGGUCCAGAGACAUGGGUGGCUCUCGGUUACUGUAAUGGCACCAGGCAGUCCCCGAUCAACAUCGUCACCUCUGAUACUGUCCACAAUCCUCACCUGGGGGUUGUGUCCCUCGCCGGCUAUGGGGAUGCCAGGAAGCUUAGCUCCAUGGAAAACAAGGGGACAACAGUGGACGUGCAUUUAGCGGAUGGGCUCCGUUUCAGUGCCCAGGGGCUCCCAGCAAUCUACACAGCCAAAUCCUUCCACCUGCACUGGGGCCAGAGGGCAGCUCAGACUGGCUCGGAGCAUUUCAUCAAUUACAAAGGAUUCUCCAUGGAGCUCCACAUUGUUCAUACCAAGAACAACCUGAGCAUGGCUGACGCCCUCAAGGAUCCCGAGGGAAUCGCUGUGCUGGCUUUCUUCCUCCAGGCAACAGCCCACGCACGCCCCUCCCACUCCUGGGAUUCCUUCACCCAACACUUGAAGAAGGUGGCUCUGAAGGGGAAGAAAACGGACCUGGACGGCUCCUUCUCCCUGUGGGGGCUCCUGGGCUCGGUGGACCUAGCCCGCUAUUACCGCUACCAGGGCUCCCUCACCACCCCCAACUGUGACGAAGUCGUGGUCUGGACUGUCUUCCCCGACCCCAUCCUGGUGCCUCCUGGUGUGGUGGGGGUGUUCCCCUCCAUCCUCAGCUCCACAGACUCAGAUGCUGGGCCCCAGCUACAGAACAACUACCGGCCUCUGCAGAGCCUUGGGAAUCACCAAGUGCAGGCCUCAGCAGCCCUCCGAGUCGCCCACAGCUCCUCUUCCACCCCACGGCCUGCAGCCUUGAUCCCUCUGCUCAUCAGUACCGCAGCAAUUGCCUGGCACCUAUAGAGGGACAGACCCAGACAC